AAGUGGGACAUGUUGGGAAUCCAAGGGGGAUCCAGGUGGGUGUGAAAGGUCUGGGGGCUCCAGGUGGGAUCCAAGUGGGCUCCAGGUGUGAUGCUCCAGACAAACCCCUGCCUGCCCAGGUGUUGGGAAGCUCUGGUGCUUCCCUGUGUCCUGAGAGAAUUUGUGUCUCCACAGGUGGCCCCAGCCCAGAGCAGGAUGGCAGAUUCCGUGGAGGACGUGCUCGCGGAUCUCCUGGGAUUCGAUGAGGAUCCUCCCGUUCCCCCUCCCCGUGGAUCCCGACUCACCUGCGCCCAGGUGAGCUCCAGGGGGGCCCUGGAGGAGGAUCCCGGCGGGAAAUUCCCUGGAGACGAUGUGGGAGAGACACAGGACCUGGAUGACCUGGAUGCAGAAAUCCUGGGAAUCUCCAGAUCCAGGCCCAGGCCGGCAGGAGCUGGGACAGGGGCAGGGAAAAGCCUUGGGAAGCAGCUGGAUCCCGAGGAAGGUGUCCCCGGUGUCCCCCCCAGGGGUGGCCUCGGUGACCUCGUGGAUUCCCCGGGAGGAGCCGGGAAAGCACCGGGAAUGUCGGACAG
Molecule: messenger RNA, 569 nt
Organism: Corapipo altera (White-ruffed manakin)
Lineage: Eukaryota; Metazoa; Chordata; Aves; Passeriformes; Pipridae
Product: fas-binding factor 1 homolog
Exons: 6
Source: RefSeq, a predicted model, not a curated record